AUGGCGCGCAAACCAAUGCCAGAAGAGCUUAUGAAAAUCUUCUUCCAAGGUGUUCAAGAGAACCCUGAUGACAACAAAGCCGAAUGGAAGUCAGAUGUUGAAUUAAGACCAUCAAGAUUAGGAUUAGGAGCAGAUCCAAACAAAGCAAAGAAAACAGCGACCACCAAACAAGAAAGGAAGAUAGAGCAGAUGAUUAAAAAGGAUCAAAAGCCUAAAAGGUCCAAAGAUGAUUCAUCUUCUUCUGAUGAAGGAGAAUCACGUGCAAGCUUAGGCAAGAAGAAAUAA
Molecule: messenger RNA, 285 nt
Organism: Trichomonas vaginalis G3
Lineage: Eukaryota; Parabasalia; Trichomonadida; Trichomonadidae
Exons: 1
Coding region: 1-285 (94 amino acids)
Source: RefSeq, a predicted model, not a curated record